Molecule: messenger RNA, 4811 nt
Organism: Tachysurus vachellii
Lineage: Eukaryota; Metazoa; Chordata; Actinopteri; Siluriformes; Bagridae
Gene: mmd
Product: monocyte to macrophage differentiation-associated
Exons: 8
Coding region: 1642-2340 (232 amino acids)
Cellular component (GO): membrane
Molecular function (GO): pore-forming activity
Source: RefSeq, a predicted model, not a curated record
GCUAAAGUGGAUGUGAACUUUGGACUCUAUUGGCCAUGUGUCAUCUUCAAAACAUCCAGUGCAUUCUGGGUGAUCUGUAUGUGCUACAGAACAAUAUGUGGGUGCUACCCAUUGUGUUGCAUUGUAGGAUUUCAAUAGUGGCUCUGGAGGGCUUCCCCACCAUCUCACUCAUCAUUUUACUCCCAAGCUGAUUUUUACGCAUGCAUAACUAUGAGACUAUGUUGAGACGACUGAUAGCAGACACUGAACACACUCAACUAAAGAGGAGGAUUUUUUUGUAAGAAGGUUGGGACUGGAUCUGCAGAUGGCCUCGCUGAAAAGACGUAAUAUCAGUUGGAAACCAGACGGAAAGGUCAAAGGGUCAUGGUUGCAUCAUGCUAAGCCGUCUGAUCUCCUUCUUCUUCCUCCCGCUCUGUGCGUCUGUCUGAUCUGAGCUGAUUUCCACUCAUUAACCCUCAUUAGACACAAAGUGUGCACUACUGAAGUUACUGACAGCAGUCACCCGAGAACUUAGUGAUUAUUUAUAUACACAGAAUAUUGAGAUAUGUUGCAGUUAAAAACAAUCUGGCAUUUAUUUUACAAAAAGGCUGCAGUUGGAGACAUCGAUCUUUAUGCAGAUUUUGUCCUCAGCUAUGUCCGGAGGUGCACACAGAAGAUCCUCGCAAAUAGUCAUGGCUCAUUGGGAACGUUUGAAUCUAACCAGGAGAACGCACUCUGAUGAUCCGGUGACUUUCAAGAAGUCCAUAUAUGACCUUCAGAAGACCAUCAGGAAAGCCAAGAUGAGCCAUGUGAAGCUCUGACAUCUGGCACAUGUGGAGUAAGACGAUUCUUCAAGCAGGUUAACUUCAGGAAAGCACCAGGACCUGAUAGCAUUCUCAGCUGUGUCCUAACAUCACAUGCUGACCAGCUAGCAGAGAUAUUAAAAGACGUAUUCUACACAUCACAUGGUCUGUCUGUCAUCCCCACUUGCUUUAAUUAGUCCAACAUUGUCCUGGUCCCCAAGAAACCCACCAUCUCCUGCAACCCUCUGGUACCAACUUCCAUUAUUAUGAAGUGCUUUGAGUCAAAUCCUUCAUUAUUCCUCCCUGAACUGCCACAUUAGACUCCCUGAAGUCCACUGAUGAGGCUAUCACUUACUGCACACAUCCCUUAGCCAUGUGGAGGGGAAGACAGGCUACAGUAUGUGAGAACGUUGUUCAUUGACUAUAGCCCAGUAUUUAAUGCCAUAAUAUCUCACUAAUCUGUCACCAGGUUACAGGCCCUGGGUCUUUCUGCCCCAUGUGCCAGCCUCAUACCCUCCUCUUUUGCCCUCAGAACAGCAGCGCCUCUUGUCUCGGAUGCUGAUGGAUGCUUGGUACUCAGACAACAACAUCUCCCCGAAGGUCAGCAAAACAAAAGAGAUGAUUGUGGACUACAGGACGGGACACGAGGAUUCGCGUCAACAGAACAGAGGUGGAAAGUGUUUACGGAUUUAAAUUUAUGUCCAUCUGCAUUUCUAGUGACCUCAAAUGAUGCAUUCACUCUCACACAGUGGUGUGAGCAUCUGGCAGCAUCUGUACCUCCUGUGGAAGACAAGAAAGUUUGGCAUGGUGCUGGAUUUCCUCAUGAGCUUUUAUCGCUGCAUCACUGACAGCAUGAUUCAUGAACAGAAGAGCUGCUGCUAACUGCCGCUACCAACCCACAAGCUACGAGCAUGCAGCAAACUGCUACACACACGCCCUGGUGAUCGUGCCCGCGUUCGUGGGCAUGACCCUGCUGCACCGUCUCUCAGAUGAUCGGUGGGAGAGGAUCACAGCCUUGGUGUACGGCCUCGGCCUCUGUGCUCUCUUCCUCAUCUCCACCAUCUUCCACAUCAUCACCUGGAAGAAGAGCCACAUGAGGGCAGUGGAGCACUGCUUCCACAUGUGUGAUCGAGUGGUCAUCUAUUUCUUCAUCGCUGCCUCAUACACACCCUGGUUAAAUCUGAGGGAACUGGGUCCUCUGGCGUCUCACAUGCGCUGGUUUGUGUGGCUAAUGGCGGCUGCAGGAACCAUCUAUGUGUUCAACUACCACGAGAGGUAUAAACUGGUGGAGCUGGCCUUCUAUCUGACCAUGGGCUUCUCACCUGCCCUGGUGGUGACCUCGAUGACGAAUACAGACGGUCUGUAUGAGCUGGCGUUCGGUGGGAUGAUCUACUGCAUGGGCGUGGUCUUCUUUAAAUCGGACGGCGUCAUACCGUUUGCUCACGCCAUCUGGCACGUGUUCGUCACGCUGGCCGCCGCCGUGCACUACUACGCUAUCUGGAAAUACCUCUACCGCAGCUCGACUGCUGAUGAGGUCAGGCACGUGGCUGACCUCUGACCUGUCUCUAACACACAUACACAAGCAUGCACCUGCAAGAUCUCGAGAUCUUCAUCGUAACCAUUUCCACCAAGAGGUGCUCAUCAUCUACUCAAGUUUACCAACACGACCUCCGAUUGUUUACUAGCCGCCUGGAGAACAGAGUGUGUUUGUGUUGUGUGUAAAAGUUUAAAUAAGUUUCAUUUCUUUUCCUUUUUCACCAGUAUUUUUUUGCACAGAUAUUAAACAGAACAGCGGUUUGACUCGGACCAUCGAUUUUACCAGAAAUAAGAAAAGGACAGUUUUCCUCAGAUGUAGUCGAUCAGCUGAGACACGAUUCGUACUGAAGAUUCUAGACACCGGUUUAACACGCUGAGGUCCUCAGACUGCUGCGUCUGUUAAAGCGAGAUUUAGGUGAUGUCAGUAUGCAGUUUAAUCCACAAGGCUAAACUGGUGGCUAAACUGGUGGCUUCCUCUUGGCCGGAGUUCGACCGCCUUUGUUUUCGGUUGAUUUUCUCCUUUAAAUCUCACUUCUGUGUUGUCUGUAUUAUGAAUGUGUUUUUGUCUUCAGAGCCACUCUGCACACGCACAUUCCACUUUUCACCAGAUGUUUACCUUUCACUCACGUUGAGACUCUCACGUCGCAGAGGCCACGCCUUAUCCUUAGUCUCAUCUCAGAGACGUUCUCGUCUGACGAUGAUGUGAGAUUCUGAGGAACAGAGUUAGUCCCCGCUGUGGAGAUCGCUUCUUUGUUUCCAGCUCAUUUCUUUGCUCCUCGUUAGUUCCACAGUUUUAUGAACCGAGAGGCGUUUUAUCAUCAGCGGAUAAACUGGUGGUUGUGCUAACGUGCAUCAUCACGUCCUAAUCGGUCAUCAGCUGCGUCCCAAAUCACACACCUAUGCACUAUUCUACUGCACUGUGUAGUGUACUUCGAGUGAGUCGUGUGUUCACACUGCAGAAGAAGCGCACUUCACGAACACGAACGAUUCAGACACACGGGGCUACUAGUCACUGAGGCUGAGUGAUAAACAUUUCAAGAUAGCUGAUGACACUCGGGUAGACAAACAUCUCACCAGCGUCUUUUAGCUAACUCUGUGUGAUCUAUUGGACAGUAUUUAUAAGGUUCGUACACCAGACCCCAUACCCCUAGAGUGUACAGUGUUAGUGCGCAGUGUGUAGUUGUGAUUUGGGACGCAGCUCUAGCGUGUAGCGGCUUCUUAAGUUUACAGACUGCUAAACGAGCCCAAACUGUUCAUCAGGCAGCUUUUCUGAUCAUCAGACGUGGCCUCAGUCCUGAAUGUACAAUUUACUGUAAAUAAUCUUCAUCGCUGCCUUGCUUGUAGUUUAGCGAUCUCGCUUCAGCUAACUGCUUUUCAUUUUUAACUUCAGAAUCUUACGCGGCUACGUGAACAGCGAACAGACCGCUAACCUCCUUCUGGUGACCUUCACCACGUCAUCAACAAUCCCAAACACACCCGAGUUAACGAGAGAGAAAAUCUUCUCAGUAGCGCCUGGUCUGUCUGACCUCCGCUACAGCCUCCACUUUCUCUCUCAGCUCAUGACUUGUGUGCUGUUUCUUUCUGUAAUAGCAGGCGUAAAUAUUGUCAGCAGUAUUUUAGAAACAUUCGUGGUUUCCUGAAACAGAAGCUUGAAAGCGUGAAUUUUUGUUGUUUAUUUUUUUAGAUGAAAAACCACUUUGUGUUGAUUAUUCCAUUGAACUUCUUUUUUUUCUUCUUCUCCAUUUUCCAUCUUCACCCUGCGUGUCCUGAUGAAUCGGCAGUUCCUCGUUUACGGCAUUGAUUUCUCCCUGAUUUAAUUCCAAGAAAAAUCACAAGAAGCAGCAGACAUUUGGUGCAUCGCUAGUUCAGGGAUCGAAACCUAGCACGUAGCGUGUAACUCAAACCACCGGGUUUUCACACUGAUCUCAUUUACGUUCAGUUACUCAGUGUUAGAAGUGACAUGUAGCUAAUUCUGUUACUCAUCAUACAGGCCACGCCCACACCACGCCCACACGCCCACACGUGGUGACCAGCGUCUCAUUACAUUCAUUAAAGGUUAAAGAAAUAAAAUGAUUCCCUUUAUUGAAAUGAAUCAUGCAAGAUGGAGAAUUUUGAGAUACGCUGCUUUUGUUGUUUGUUUUGUUUUUGUUUGUGUCACGUGUCAGUAUUUUUAUUCCAAAACUCUGGAUGAUGAUGAUGGUGAUGAUGAUGUGAUUAUUUUCUGUGUACAUUUUCUUUUCCUCUUUAACGUCACUGUGGUGAACCAACAUGAGCUGAAAGAUGCGCUUUUGAUAAAAUCUUCAUCCUCUGACCAGCUCCAGCAGGACAACUUUUAUAAUAUUUGUACUGUAUAUUUUCAUCCUGGCACAUAUUUCUACACACAGAGAGAGAGAGAGAGAGAGAGAGUCUGGUUAUCCUCCUGAUUCACUCAGUGUCCGGUGCUGUACAUGUCGACUCUGUGUCUGAUUCUUAAUAAAUCACAACUGCUUUAAA